Cucurbita maxima (winter squash) is the source of this 2248-nucleotide messenger RNA. RefSeq names its product pentatricopeptide repeat-containing protein DOT4, chloroplastic-like. Gene Ontology annotation, molecular function: zinc ion binding; RNA binding; protein binding. Gene Ontology annotation, biological process: RNA modification. The record is from RefSeq and is a predicted model, not a curated record. The transcript has a single exon. Bases 108 to 2105 code for a protein of 665 amino acids. NCBI's taxonomy places the organism in Eukaryota, Viridiplantae, Streptophyta, Magnoliopsida, Cucurbitales, Cucurbitaceae.
UCUCUUCAAUUGUUUGCAACACGACGAUGCAUUUGUACGAUGACUGCCUAUGUAAAGCUAAAAUUCUCAUUUUUCGCUUCUCCAUGGCUAUCCCCUGAACUUCUACAAUGGAUCUCCUCCUCUCCACACCCAUUCAUCGUCUUCCUCUUACUCAAAAACCUAAUCACACAUACCAUCGCCACCGACUCUUUAAUAAUCCCCCUCAUGUUCGCACCACGACUGCUGAGAAAAAUGCUCAUUUAUGCGUAGCCCACCAACUGUUCGACGAUAUUCCUAUAUGGGAUACUUUUGCUUGGAACAAUCUGAUUCAAACCCAUCUCACCAGCGGUGAUGUGGGGCAUGUUAUUUCUACUUAUCAACAGAUGUUGUCUCGAGGGGUUCGCCCCGAUAACCACACCCUUCCUCGAGUUAUCUGCGCCUCCCGUCACUAUGGUGAUCUGCAGCUUGGCAAGCAGCUCCAUGCUCAAGCCUUCAAACUUGGGCUCUUCUCUAACCUCUAUGUAUUUACUUCCUUGAUUGAGCUGUAUGGGAUUCUUGACAGUGCUGACACUGCAAGGUGGCUCCAUGACAAGUCGGCUUGCAGAAACGCUGUUUCUUGGACCAUGUUAGCCAAGCUGUACUUGAUGGAAGAUAAACCCAGUUUUUCCCUAGACUUGUUUUACCAAAUGGUGGAGUUGGCGGCUGAUAUUGAUGCAGUGGCAUUGGCCACUGCUAUUGGUGCCUGUGGUGCACGUAAACUGCUGCAACACGGAAGAAAUAUCCACCAUGUCGCCAGAAUUCAUGGCUUGGAAUUUGAUGUCUUGGUCAGUAAUUGCCUGUUGAAAAUGUACCUUGACUGUAGCAGUAUCAAAGAUGCUAGGGGGUUGUUCAAUCGAAUGCCGUUCAGAGAUAUCAUUUCGUGGACAGACCUCAUCCAUUUUUAUGUUAAGAAUGGUGGAAUCAAUGAGGCCUUAAAGCUCUUUCGACAGAUGAAUAUGGAUGGAGAAUUGAAGCCUGAUCCUCUCACAAUCAGCAGCAUUCUCCCAGCCUGUGGAAGAAUCGCUGCUCACAAGCAUGGAAGAGAGAUUCACGGAUACGUGCUUAAAAAUGAUUUUGAUGACAAUCUCAUUGUCCAAAAUGCUUUAGUUGACAUGUAUGUCAAGUCUGGAUGUAUCCAAUCUGCAUUGAAAAUUUUCUCGAGGAUGAAGGAGAAAGACAUGGUUUCUUGGACUGUCAUGAUCUCGGGCUACAGCUUACAUGGGCAAGGAAAACUUGGAGUGGGUUUGUUCCGUGAGAUGGACAGGAACUUUAGGGUGCAUAGAGAUGAGAUCACUUAUACUGCAGUUUUGCAGUCUUGUAGUACUGCAAGCAUGGUAGAGGAAGGGGAUUUUUACUUCAAUUGCAUUACCGAACCAACCAUGGCACACUUUGUUUUAAAGGUGGCUCUUUUAGGCCGGGCAGGACGAUUCGAUGAAGCAAGAACAUUUGUCGAUAAACAUAAACUCGACAAAAAUUCAGAGAUUUUGAGAGCAUUGCUCGAUGGAUGCAGGAAGCACCAUCAACACAAACUAGGGAAGCGAAUCAUUGAGCAGCUGUGUGAUUUGGAACCUCUAAAUGCCGAGAAUUACGUUCUACUUUCAAACUGGUAUGCCAGCAACGAAGAAUGGGAGAUGGUCGAAAAGCUGAGAAAAACUAUUAGAGACAUGGGAUUAAGACCAAAGAAGGCUUACAGUUGGAUGGAGUUCCGCAACAAAAUCCAUGCAUUUGGCACAGGGGAUGUAUCCCACCCAAGAUCGCAGGCCAUAUAUUGGAAUUUACAGUGCCUGAUGAAGAAAAUGGAAGAAGAUGGUUUCAAGAGGAAUACAGACUUCAGAUUCCACGACGUGGAUGAGGAGCGAGAGUGUGCUCCGAUAGGACACAGCGAGCUCUUGGCAAUUUCCUUCGGGCUGAUUAGUACAGAAGCAGGAAGGACAAUUCGUAUUUCAAAGAACCUUCGUGUAUGCCAUAGUUGUCAUGAAUCCGCGAAGUUCAUAUCCAACAAGGUUGGACGAGAAAUCAUAGUAAAAGAUCCGUAUGUUUUCCAUCAUUUCAAGGAUGGCCGUUGUUCUUGUGAAGAUUUUUGUUAGGCUUAUCUGUUAUGUUCCUUGUUUUAGUUUUAAUUUGCACAUAAAAUCCACUUAACUUCGUUGUUUAGUGAGCAAUUACAUGUGGUAAUGAGGAUGUAUGAGGUGGGGUAUUAUUUGGGAAUAACCUUCAAGACUUCAUUCAA